Eupeodes corollae is the source of this 1360-nucleotide messenger RNA. RefSeq names its product protein snail (gene sna). The coding region runs from base 95 to 1081 and encodes 328 amino acids. The record is from RefSeq and is a predicted model, not a curated record. NCBI's taxonomy places the organism in Eukaryota, Metazoa, Arthropoda, Insecta, Diptera, Syrphidae. Gene Ontology annotation, biological process: regulation of DNA-templated transcription. Gene Ontology annotation, molecular function: RNA polymerase II cis-regulatory region sequence-specific DNA binding; DNA-binding transcription factor activity, RNA polymerase II-specific. The transcript has a single exon.
AAGGUGUAAACAUCUAUAGAAGAAGUUAAGUUUUCGAACAAUUUGGAUAUUUUUUUUACUGACGACGAAGAUUUUUAAGAAACAUUUUAUCAAAAUGAAUAACUACAAAACGUGCCCACUCAAGAAGCGUCCAGUCUUUUACGUUGAACCUGCUGUCGAAAUUGCACAGGACCAGAACGAGCCACAGGAUUUAUCACUCAAGCGCAAGGCCGAAGAUGAGUGUCAGAGCGAAGCCAAACGUAACUUUGCCUUAAAUUUGACCACCAAAUCGGACUUCUACAGCUGCACUCGCCCAGAAUCACCCUCAUGCAGUGAAACAUCGCGGAAUUCCUACAUCGAUAACUCCUACAGCCCACCCAGCUCGGACAGGGAUUACCCGAAUAUCCAUCUCCGCGGUGUCAGCCCAAUCAGCUACAAAAAUGAAUACGUCCAAUAUAACCCCAUGACAGCCGUGUGGAACAACUUCAGCAACUACGGAGUCCCAGCACCAGUUUACAACUACCAUCACAUGACUCCUCCUUCCAGUCCUGGAUCUUCGUCAUCGUUUUCGGAGCCAGAGGAUUUAUCAAUUCGAAAUGACAUUCCACUUCCUGCCCUCUAUCAUGUGUUCUCAGAAGCCCCAACCGCCACAUCUGUCAGCCAGAAAAGCUACCGUUUCAAGUGCGACGUCUGCUCGAAGAUGUACUCAACCUCGAUCGGUCUGGCCAAACACCAGCAAUACCACUGCAACCAGGAGAAGAAACACCAUUCCUGCGAGGAGUGCGGCAAAGUGUACACUACCAUGGGAGCUCUCAAGAUGCACAUUCGUACUCAUACUCUGCCCUGCAAGUGCCCCAUUUGCGGCAAGGCCUUCUCCAGACCAUGGCUGCUACAGGGACACAUCCGGACCCACACCGGCGAGAAGCCAUUCCAAUGUUCCGACUGUAACCGUUCGUUCGCCGAUCGCUCAAAUUUACGAGCUCACCAACAAACUCAUGUGGAUGUCAAGAAAUACGUUUGUAACGUCUGCAAUAAGUCCUUCUCAAGGAUGUCGCUACUCAACAAGCAUGCUAACUCCAAUUGUACAAUUACAAUUGUUUGAGCUUAGUUAUGUAAAGAUGAAAUUCGCGGGGAGGAGAGAGAGGAAGACAAAAAGAAGGAAAAGAAGAAGAAUACAGCUAAAAUACCAAAAAUUAAAUAAGACUUGAAAAAAACCGCUACUACCGAGAAGACUUCUGUGUACAUAACUGAUUGGUGCUAAUUUUUUAAUUUAUUAUUAUUUUAUAAUUUUCAAAAAUAACAAUUUAAAUUAUGUUUAAAAUUAAAAGUUUAAGAACGUGAAAGUUCUAGUCCUGGAUAUUGUUUAUCUUAUAUUUAUUAU